GCAGCUGGGUGUGGUGAGCAGGGACCUGGCAAAGCAGCCUUCGAUUGCUAUGCGGCUUUGGGCAAUUGGUGCCGUGCAUGGUCUCCAGCAAAGAAAGUGUGGUGCUGCAAGGAGAAGGGCAAAGGCUGCCAGUCUCCGGAUACGCCACCCCAGUGUGAUGCAGGUGCUGGCAAGGUAUGGAAGAAGGUUUUCAUCAAUGGCCACUGGUCUUGGGAGGCUCACAUGGCACAUGGUUCUGUUUCCGUGCAGAAGCCUUAUGAUUGCCACGCAGGCCUUCCUGGAUGGGAGCACGGCUGGUCUGGACCAAAGAAGACCUGGUGCUGCAGCCACGAGCAGCUUGGUUGCCCUGGCUAUGUGUAUCAUGGUGCCGGUGCUGGUGGGCACACUCAC
Molecule: messenger RNA, 390 nt
Organism: Durusdinium trenchii
Lineage: Eukaryota; Dinophyceae; Suessiales; Symbiodiniaceae
Source: the annotation of a GenBank genome assembly